AUGAUAGGUGUCCGGCAGGGAGUUGCUGAUAGGGAACUGUUGCCGACUUUGAGCUUUCCUGUAGAAUUUGGCUUACUUAAUGUGAAGGUCAACACUGCUCACGUUAAGUCGAAACAAACUUAUAUGUAUUUAAAGUAUUUAUUGAAUGUCAAUCUCGUAAGAAAUGACCAUCAAGAAGCCAUGGAAGGGCAUAGAAGAUUUACUACACAGGUCACCUGGAAGAAGGGUCCAAUAGUCGCACAGCUUGUUACGCACAUCCCUGAUUGUGUGGUUCACCUCGAUCAUUCCAAGAAACUGCCACAUUUUGACCGUUUUGAUGGUGUGGUUUUCUUUGCUGAUGUAUCAGGUUUCACCUCACUUUGUGAGAAGUAUACAAUGAGUGGUGCCAAAAGUGGCAUUGACCAGCUCACAAAGACUCUGAAUGGUUAUAUCGGUGCUCUUGUUGAUCGAAUCCUCUCAGCUGAUGGAGAUGUCCUGGAAUAUGCAGGUGAUGCUAUUCUUGCCAUUUGGACUGUGAAAGAUUUGGAUCAUCUGCCUGGGGCUAUUUUCAGGGCCAUCAAAUGUGCACUCAGCAUACAGAGGAAUUUCAACGCAUGGGAAACUGAUGUUGGUGUCACACUUCGGGUCAAAAUAGGUAUCGCGGCUGGUGAGAUAUGUAUCCAAUAUCAGGGUCAUGAUGAAUUCCGUCACUACACAGCAACGGGGAAAGCCGUCGAGGAUGUCAACACAGCUGAGACGUACUGUCAGUCCGGCUAUAUUGUUGUCUCACCGCAUGCGUGGAGUUUGUGUACGGAGAAGAUUACGAAAGAUGUGAUACAUGAAACUGUUCAGGAUGGCAGGCAUGUCAGGGUUUGGGAAGGUUUUGGUGGACAUUCGUCAGGGUACAACAUAAAAAGAACCAUCAAGCCAAACGAUGCUCAGAAAGAGGUCAAGAAUAAGAAUCUCGGUGAAAAACUGAAAAAGCUUCUUCAAGAUGCAGAUCAAUAUUCUGGCGCAGGACUGUUGAAUGCUCCUAGGUGUGAAUAUGGCAACAAGUUGCGCCAGUCUCUGCUAGUGGCUGAUGAUGACGUGUUGAAGAGUAAACUCAAGUUGUACAUUGUUAAACCUGUCAUCAAGAAGCUUGAUGAUGACCAGCCUCUUGAGUACUUGUCAGAGGUGAGAGAGGUGACUAUCAUGUUCACCAACCUCUCUCUGAAUGACCGCAUGACCCAUGAGGAGAUGUCAGUCGUCCUACAAGAGUCCUUUGAGAUUGUCUAUGGUCUCUGUGCGCCACUCAAUGGAUGUCUCAACAAAAUAUUUGCCUUUGACAAAGAUGCAAAGGCACUCAAUUUUCUGACCAUAUUUGGUCUUCCUGGCUUCAAGCACGAGAACGACAGCCAACACGCCCUGCAAGCUGCCUCUCAAGUCCAUGCAGCCUGUCUUCUAAUGAACCAUGUAGAGGCUGUGUCUAUAGGUGUAACAACAGGUGCCACAUUUUGCGGUGUCAUUGGUCACAAACAUCGGCAAGAAUACACAGUGAUUGGUCGUAAAGUGAACAUGGCAGCCAGGUUCAUGAUGCACUACCCCAAGCGGGUGGUGUGUGACAAGGAAACGUUCUACAACGCCAAACUCAGCAAGUCUCAGUUCAAUGAGAUGGACGCAAAAACUCUGAAAGGUUUACAGAACGUGGGCACAGUACGCGAAUACAUUGGAAGUGGAGAUGUGGCAACAGGGAGUCAAAGGAAAUACCGGAAGUUCUUCUACCCGCUGUUGAGCCGUAAGAAAGAGGUGCAGACUAUCAGACGGCAGAUCUUGUGGAAGCGAGAUGGCGGUGAUGAGGUGCCACCAGGCAUGAGUGACAUCAUCAUCAUCGAGGGAGAAGCUGGUGUGGGAAAGACACGAUUGCUUUGUGAUAUAUUGUCAUACGCUGACCAGGAGGAGAAGAUCGGAGUUUUCUUCUGUCAGUGUACAAUCAACAGCAAGAGGAUCCCAUACUUCACGGCGCGAUCCUUGCUGGCCGAGAUGUUGAAACUCGACAUGACGGCGCACUACCAGGAGCGAGAACUUGUGCUGCUGGAGAUGUUCUCGCAUCAGGAAAUCACGGAUGCUCUCUUCUUGCUCAAUGAGAUUUUUCAUGUCAAGUUCCCAGUUGUACAAGAUACCGUCUACAAUGAGAGGGAAAAUGGCAUAUUAGACCUGAUUGAGAGAAUAGUAUAUGAGGCCAGCAGCAAGUACGGCUUCAUGCUCUUCACUGUCGACGAUGCGUUCUACAUGGAUAAGGAAUCCUCAAUGUUCCUCGUCCCCCUCUGUAUGUCUGCGGUCUCCAUGGUCAUAAUGACCAAGCGGCCAUCCAAGGGAGCCAGCGAUCCCUUCUUGGCAGAGUGUCUGCAGAUCAUGCCCAAGGAGGCGAGGAAAGUCAGCGUAAUUAGCAUUGGAGGACUGGAACCUGGUUGCCUCUCAUCACUGGCCUGCCAGAUGCUGGGAGUUAAAGGCAUUCCCAGACUGCUAGCUGAAAUCCUGGUGACCAAAAGCAACGGCGUACCACAGUGGUGUGAAGAACUCCUACGCGAGAUGAUCUCCGACAGCCUGAUUGAAAUCGUUCCUGCAACGGAGCAGAAUUUGAACAACAAGAAUAUGGUGAUACCAAACAAUGAGGAUCUCUUGCUGAAUGCCAAUGCUGAUUUGAUCACCUCAAGUGCAGUUGGCAGCAAGGACAGUAUUGCCAUGAACACACCAAAAGUGUGUAUUAUCGAUCCGCUGAACAAUGAGAGAAUCAAGGCGAUACAGAUACCAGAAUCAGUCAAAGCAUUGAUUCUGGCAAGAAUAGACCAGAUGAACCCAACAGAUCAGCUGACCGUCAAAUGUGCGUCAAUUCUCGGCGAAUCGUUCCAGCCAGAUUUACUCGAGGCUGUGAUUCCGUCAAAGGAGAAGAAGGAAACUCAGUUGUCGGUGAUACGUCUCAUCAGAAAUGGCGUGUUUGCCUGCGGUGCCAACGUCGACAAGAGCUUGAAUGAGGAAAGAGGCUCAGGUCUACCCAUGAAGAAUCAGUGCUUUUGUACGCUCGAUAAGAAAGCGCAUGAAGAUUUCUCACAGUGUAAAACGCUGGUGUUUGCCUCGGCGACAAUGCAAGAGACGGCCUACGAGAUCCUCCUGGAGGACCAGAGAAUUCUCCUGCAUCGACUGGCAGCCGUGUUCCUUGAGACCAAGGCGUUCAAGUGCAAGUACUGUGGCGGUGGCGAUAUCAUGCCAUACCGAUCGAGGGCCCUGAGCGUGCCAAUGGAAAGUGAAAUGACAGAUGAAGAAAAGGAGGAAUUGUUCUCGGCGGAUGUCGGUGUGUCUAGAACGCAACAUGGCCAGAAGAUGAAGAGUCGGGGUCGACUGAUGUCCAGUUUGCAUGGCGAGGGCUCAUUUUCAAAACCAACUCCCACGUCCUCCCAGAAAUUGUUCAGCAGCAGUCGUGUAGCACCUAUCGAGGAGUCUGAAGAAGACGAUGCUGUAGCACCAUUGAAGCAAGAGAAAACAGGAAAUACGCUUGGAGGGGACUUGAAAGGAGACAAGCAGCAAUCAAGAAGGAAGUCGUGCAUUCAAGAUUUCUUAGGUCUGCCACAUUCCAAGAGUGCAGAGAAAAUAGUCGUCAGUGCCGAGGAAGAGAACAACCUGCUGAGUGACUUCGACCAACGCGAAUGCAACUGUAGUUCUGUGCUAAGAUAUGUCUAUCCCGAGCUGACGCGGCAUUGGAAGUGUGCGGGAGAUGCCAGGAAUACAAUCUAUGCCCUGUGCCAUGCUGCUGCUGCCGAGAUCGGCGUCAAUGAACUCACUCAGGCACUUGCAUACCUGGAGGAGGUGGAGAAUAUCAUUGACAUGCUGAAAGAGGGACAGAAUCCAUUUGAACGAUAUGUGUCGCAGGCUUUCAAUCAAAACGUCUCCAAGAAUGCCUAUGCUGUAUUCUACAUGUUUAAAGGACAGGCACAUGCUCAACUAGGAAAAGGUCUCCAAGCUGAACAGUGCCUUAGAAAGGCCUUGAAGCUGUGGAAGAAGUCUCAGCCAUCCAAUUCAUUGUCCUGUUCCAUCACCAUAGCCAUCGAGAAGUUCAGGCUAAGCAAGCACAGGAAAACCCCCAGUGACUCCAAGGUUCAGCCUGCUGACAGUCUUGCAAGUGAUCAAAUGGAACAAAGUGAUGUUGUGAGAUGCUUGCACGACCUCUACCAGAUCCACAUGAUCCAUCAGAACUUCAAGAGUGCAUUCGCUGUAGCGCUGCAGCAGCUGAACAUAGUAGAAAAGUCAGUCCAUUCCUUAUCAUCAGUCGUGUCUGCAUACACAUGUAUAAUCGAAGUGAGCACGGCACUCGGCAAGAAAGAAUUCGCCGCAACGUACCAGAACAUUGCUCUUGACAGGAUCAAUGAUUCCAUUGAUGACCUAACUCCAGAUGAUGUUCUCUCCAUCUCCUGCCUCCACUCGACAAUGAUGCAGGCGUACCUCAACAAGGGAAGACUUGUAGAAGCCUGUGAUGCUGGUCAGAAUGUGAUUCGGAUUACCCAGCGUAUCCACGCACCAGAAGUGGUGCUGCAUGUCCUCCCCAGCCUGGCAGAAGCAUUGUUGCUCAGGAUGGAGAAUGUUGGAUGUGUUCGAGUGCUAAAGAACAUCCAGUUGAUAGCCGAGGAACUGAGGGAUAAGAUUGGUUUGACAUGGUACUAUGUGGGCUCCAUGAGCCUUGUACUCCACACUGGUCAUAUUUUAGAGGAUCCUGAAGUUUGUAAUGAAUACUUCACUGAAACGUGGAGCCAUCCAUCACUCACACCUGAGAAGAUCCUCAAGUUUCAUGUUGCCAUUGCAAUGUGCCUAUGGUACACAAGAACUGGGAGUAUCUUUAAGGCAGAGAGCUGGUAUUCCAGAGCCGAGGAGGUUAUGCCAACAUUGGAGACAUUCCGCACAUUCAUGGGGAGUCUGGCCUACUCGAAGGUCGUCGAGUGUCAGUUACUGCGGCUGAGUCAGUUCUCAACGAGCAGCAGUCGACCCGACUUGAUUGAAUGGAAGGUUCAGCUCAAGGACGUGAUGAAGACCUUCAUCAAGAUCUGCAAGCAUAUUGAGGUCAUCCAGCCGAGGAGACUCCUCCUGGAAGCUUUCGCUCACGGUAUCAGUGGCAAUGACAAAGCAAUGAGGUCAAGCCUGGCGGCGUGCAUAGCCAAGUCCGAGCAGCUGAGCGUAACCUUUGACAAAGCCUGGGCACAACACAAUCAGAAGAUGUGGGAGUCGGAAAAUAUUGUCCAAGUACCGUUUUGGAAGCGUCGAUGGGGACGCGACCCGUCUCUCAAUGAGAUGCUGAAAGGUGCAGAUGAAGAAACGGAGACAAAUAUGAAUGUGCAGUUCACGUUGCCACUACCAGAGUGGUUCUCGCAGAUGUGUCUCAUUGGUAAUAUGGAAAUGUAG
This is a messenger RNA of Lineus longissimus, 5406 nucleotides long. Its product is annotated as adenylate cyclase type 10-like. The transcript has 31 exons. Lineage: Eukaryota; Metazoa; Nemertea; Pilidiophora; Heteronemertea; Lineidae. The record is from RefSeq and is a predicted model, not a curated record. Bases 1 to 5406 code for a protein of 1801 amino acids. Gene Ontology annotation, cellular component: cytoplasm. Gene Ontology annotation, biological process: intracellular signal transduction; cyclic nucleotide biosynthetic process. Gene Ontology annotation, molecular function: protein binding; adenylate cyclase activity.